CUUGCAGAAACACCAGUGGUCACAUUGAUAAGUAGAUGAAUGUUUUGGAAACCCGAAGGUCAUAAAUUUCCUUUAUUUCAUUUGCGCAGCAUAUAUUCCCGCACAAUUCUCGAGCAUGCGCUGCUGUAGGCCCGGGAAAUUGCGCCAGCUUUGCCGGCUUUGCCAGCUGUCGACAGGUGCAAAGGGUUGCACAAUGGACCUUCCCAAGACUUUUUCGGCUAAAGUGUCUAUUUGUGCCAUCUUGCCUUUCUUCCUUUUCUCUACGUUCUCCUGUACUGAUUUCCUUCCUCGUCCAUCUCUCUUCAAAGCAUCUUUGGUCGUGUUUUGGCCUGCCUUAGCAACACCGUUCUAACAAGACUGCUCUCAAUCGCAUUUUCAUCAGUUUUGGCUUUUACACAGCUUACCAGUUUCAACUAUCCACAUCAUGGUUGCUGUAAUCCUCAUUAUGUCUCUGGUGCUGGCCAGUGUCGGUGCCCAAAAGGCUCACAGCACCCCGGACUUUGACUAUCACGGCUGCUCCAAGGUAGAUGUUUCCUGCUUUGGACAGCCCAUGUCUCUCCCAAACAACCGUAUUACCCCUGAAGCAUGUCAGAAUGCAUGUACUGGUUUUCAAUAUGCUGCCUUGCUGAACGAGUGAGUUGUAUCGUGCUUGUGAGACACUUCGAGCAAACUCUAACUAAAUCCAGGGAGUGCCGAUGUGGCAAUGACCCAAAGAGCAUUCAAGAGGUGGAUGAGGCAAUGUGUGACCACUGCUGUAUGAACGAUCCCAAACUUGGCGAAUGUGGAAACUCUUGCCCUCCGGAGCAUCCCAGCAUCGCCAAUGUCUAUCAAAGACACGCCGUCUUACAGCAAUACACCAGUGUUUCUCCUGCUCCUCCACCACCGCCUGUGGAACCAUCCUGUCCCCCAAAGUCAACAGAGCAACCAGUGCCAGAACCCGUGUCGGUCAGUGAAGUCGUUUCAGAGUUGCCUGCUGCUUCUGCUCCCUGCCCCUCGUCUACACCACCUCCUUACCAGGCUCCCCAAGGCUCAGCCCCAGCUCCUCAGACAUAUGCAACAGCAGUUAACUCAUCGGCUCAGCCGACAACUUUAGUGGCAGCAGCAUCAACUUCACCAUGUGUCAGUCCUGAGCCGGAGAUUUCGCCUGCAUAUCAAUCCAGCGCCUGGGCAGCCUCUACCCAAGCAUAUGGUACUCCAUACGUCCCGUCCCAAGUUCCUGCGGGCUCUGGAUCAGUAUCACUGGUCGCUUUGACUACCACAUUUUUCGUCAUGAUUAUCCUUUCCGUCAUGUUCAACUAAUUUUCCAAGUGGUAUCCUUUCAUUUAUUGUUGGGACUCUUUAUCUUAGGACGCAUCUCAUUCGGUUUCGUGUUUAGGUCCCAUAUUUCGACGCAGAUUAAUAGCUUUGGCAAGCCCGGAGGGGUAAUAAUUAUGAAGAGUUGUAAUCACUAGCAUAUUAUUUGAACCGAUUGUUAGCUAAUUGAAUGCCAUGAUAUAUUCGCAUUAAUUCCAUGGC
[Torrubiella] hemipterigena is the source of this 1515-nucleotide messenger RNA. The record is from the annotation of a GenBank genome assembly. NCBI's taxonomy places the organism in Eukaryota, Fungi, Ascomycota, Sordariomycetes, Hypocreales, Clavicipitaceae.